UAAAGUAAGUAAUGAAGUGAGGAAGUAAUAGUUGGUGGGGGCAUUGAUGAGUGCUGAGACACCCCCGGCUAGCCUCAGUCAGUCGACCGCUCCACUCAGGGGAGGACGUGUGUAGCAGCUCCGUUCCUUACCGUCGCUUAACCUUGCACAAUGUCGGAGGCAUACGUAACAUUAGCCACUAAUGAUGGCUAUGCAGUUGGCGCGUUAGUGUUGGGCCAUUCCCUGCGUUCAAAUCACACCACCAAAGACUUGUGCAUAUUGAUCACUCCUGGUGUUUCACCAUCAAUUGUUUCCAUGUUGGAGUCAGUAUUCGACAAAGUCGUAAAUGUAGAUGUUCUGGACUCUGGAGAUUCAGCCCAUCUGUCCUUGCUGAAGAGACCAGAGCUAGGAGUCACUCUUACCAAACUGCAUUGUUGGACACUCGCAGAUUACUCAAAAUGCGUCUUCCUUGAUGCUGAUAUGUUGUGUGUGCAGAACCCAGAUGAUCUCUUCUCUCAUCCUGAACUAUCAGCAGUUUGUGAUAUUGGCUGGCCUGACUGCUUCAAUUCAGGGAUGUUUGUAUUUGUGCCUUCACUUGACACCUAUGGCAGGCUGCUUCAGCAUUCAGAAACAAGUGGUAGCUUUGAUGGUGGUGACCAGGGUCUUCUAAACACCUUCUUUCCUAACUGGAAUCGUCUCUCCUUUGUGUUCAAUAUGGUUGCUUCUGCUACAUACACCUAUUUGCCAGCUUAUAAACAAUAUGGAGGAAGUGUGAAAUUAGUCCAUUUCCUGGGUGCUAUGAAGCCAUGGCAGUACUCUUAUGAUACUAGUUCAUCUUCAGUACAUGUAUCUUCUGGUUAUGAACUUCUUGCUCCUUACCUAAACUCCUGGUGGGCAAUUUAUCUCAGCCUUGUUAAACCAGGGGUCCCAGAAAUGGAUCUUCAAAGUGCAAUAGAGGAGAAAACUCACAUAGAUGUACAGGAAAAUGACCUUAAAAUCAGACACACUGAGGAAGAGCAUGAACACCAAUGUGCCUCAAAUGUGUGUGAUGAUAAUGAGGUAAAGAACAGUGUUCAUUGCAAACUACUCUGCAGUAUGGAGUUGGAUAGUGAAUGUGUAUCUAAUGUCAUUUUUCCUAAUGAUAAAGACAGGAGUGGAAAUAAGGAGACUGAAAACUUAGCCAUGGCAGCUCCAACUGAGAGGGUGAUAGAGGUUGCCCAACAGUUGGCUGGGGUGAGCAUUGGAUCACAAAGCCUUCAAGAAGAACAGGCCAGGUGGGAACGUGGAGAACCAGAAUACCUGGGUCGUGACUCUUUUGCAAAUAUUCAGGCUUACGUAGAUUCUAAACUAAAAAGCGGAAAGUAACUAAACAGCAGGAAACUGCAUAUUGAUUCUCAGUACUGGAGUGCCUGUGUAGAGUAUGUCAAAUUUGGCUAAAUACAUUUUCUUAAAUUGAAAAUAUGCAAGAGCUUUGUAUUUUUUGAACAUAAAUUAAGUUAGUAAAUUUUUUUAAUUGCACUUUCCCAAUUGCAAAGCUAUUUCUUAUUACUGCUAGUUAGUGGUGUUAAUAAUUUGCCACUAAACUAGUGGGAGGGUGGUUCCUCUUGCUUCAGGUAGAUGUGCCCUUACUGUUAACAUUGGGCCCAAUUAUUUUUACUGGGAAUUAAGUUGAAUUGGGUAAGAAUCUAGUCUUAAUUUGUUGCUCAAUUUGUUAAAUAUAGUUAACUGUGCCUUUAUCAGUGUAAAGAUUCUCUCCUGACUAACUGGCAGUCUGAGAGCUGGCAAUAUUUGCACAUUGAAAUGAUAGUGAAAGAUGGUGAGAAACCAGGGAAAUUAAAACCUUAAAUUUCAUUGACAUUCCGCAUUGCCUGAAAUAAAAUUUAAUUGUGCCAAAUACUGAUAUGCCACUAAUAAAGAGUAAGCAUUA
Molecule: messenger RNA, 1906 nt
Organism: Cherax quadricarinatus
Lineage: Eukaryota; Metazoa; Arthropoda; Malacostraca; Decapoda; Parastacidae
Gene: Gyg
Product: glycogenin 1
Cellular component (GO): cytoplasm
Molecular function (GO): glycosyltransferase activity
Source: RefSeq, a predicted model, not a curated record